AUGGUUAUGCAUAAAAUACGAGCUGCGUCCUACCUGCGCAGGACCAUUAGUGAGCCGUAUUCGAGUCGUCGAUUAUCGACGGUUAUGAAUCAGAUACCUGAGAGCAAGUUGUAUCCGAACGGGGGAAUGCAUGAGUCCUUGAUCAACGACUCAUCGAAGAUGAUUCCGGAGGCCGAUGGACCGAUCUACACGGCGUAUACCGAUUGGCUUGGAGUAAAGGACCUUAUGGCUUCCAAACUGAAUGUGCUUCUUAUCUUUUGUCCUCUGGGACUGAUUGCUGCCAGCAGAUGGGGUGCGUUGUAUACUUUUUGGUUCAACUUCAUUGCGUUGAUUCCAUUGGCAGCGAUUCUAGGUCAGUCUACAGAGGAGUUGGCGUUGCAUACGGGCGAUUUAAUAGGUGGUUUGCUAAACGCGACCUUUGGGAACGCAGUAGAGAUGAUCUUAACGAUUCAGUCUUUGCGCGAAGGGUUGUUGACGGUGGUGCAAGGAACGUUGUUGGGUUCGAUUCUGUCUAAUUUGCUAUUGGUGUUGGGUAUGUCAUUCUUGGCGGGUGGCUUAUUUCAUCACAUCCAGACGUUUAAUCGGCAGGGUGCAUCUUGUUCGACUUCUAUGUUGAUGUUGGCGUGUCUGGCAUUCAUUCUGCCGACUACUCUGCGGGAUGCACACCCGGAGGACACUGGUACGGUGCUGGAGGUCUCACGUUUCACGGCUGUCCUUGUUGGCUUUACCUACUUCUUGUAUCUCUUCUUCCAGCUCUAUACCCACCUGAACCUGUUCAAACAGGAACAGCGAGAAGAUGCCGCCAGCCUCAUGGCCGAGUCGGUCGACGGAGUAGCCGUCGAGGAUGUGGUCGGCGACGAUUGGCCAACCAUGUCCUGGCCCACCUGCGUCUUACUCCUGCUGACCUCGACCGUGCUUGUGGCGCUCCAGUCUGAGGCGCUGGUCUCAAGCAUCGAAGGCGUUUGCGCUUCCGGCCGUCUAAGCAAAAGUUUCAUUGGAAUCAUCCUCCUACCCAUCGUCGGAAACGCCGCCGAACAUGCCACCGCCGUAACCGUCGCCAUCAAGAACAAGCCCGAUCUCGUCAUGGGCGUCGCCGUCGGAAGUAGCACACAGAUCGCCAUGUUCAUGGUACCCUUUGCCGUCAUAGCAGGCUGGGUCAUGGACGUGCCCAUGACCCUCGCCUUCGACAACAUCGCCGUCGUCGUACUCGUCAUCUCCAUACUCAUCACCAUCGGAGUCGUCCAAGACGGCGAAAGUAACUGGCUCGAAGGCGCCAUGCUUAUGGUCGCCUACGCCAUCAUCGCAGGUGUGUACUGGUUCAACGCCGACGAAUAA
Messenger RNA from Gregarina niphandrodes, 1335 nucleotides. Its product is annotated as calcium/proton exchanger. Bases 1 to 1335 code for a protein of 444 amino acids. Lineage: Eukaryota; Apicomplexa; Conoidasida; Eugregarinorida; Gregarinidae. Gene Ontology annotation, cellular component: membrane. The record is from RefSeq and is a predicted model, not a curated record. The transcript has 2 exons. Gene Ontology annotation, biological process: intracellular calcium ion homeostasis; calcium ion transmembrane transport. Gene Ontology annotation, molecular function: calcium:proton antiporter activity.